Vitrella brassicaformis is the source of this 5681-nucleotide messenger RNA. The record is from the annotation of a GenBank genome assembly. Lineage: Eukaryota; Vitrellaceae.
GGAUGCAUCAAUGUGAAUUCAUGGAUCGAUGUCGUUCGUUCAACCAAGCAGCGUAGUGAAGACACAUCUCGGUUGUCUGUCUGUGUGUCUGUCUGUCUGUCUGUCUGUCUGAGUGUACCAUCCGUCGCCCGCCAGCUACUACACACAGGGGCGUGGCGUCACAGACAUACAAACGCCACAUGAAUCAAUAAAUAAAAAAAUACGGACCUACAGCCAGACGUACGGUACACAACUCGAUCACAACGACCGACAAGAAAUACAUACGACCUCAGAAACUAAGGGGAGAUCCACAGCCUCAUGCCCUCUCACACACCCGGGGCCUCCCUCGACUACGAACGAAUUGCAACGACAAGACGACACACGGCUGUGGUCCACGCAUCGCAUCAUAGCUAUGAUAUCACAUGGCAGCGACGGCGAGCACAUCGUCUUGGCUGUCAAGGUGCAUGGGGAGCAUCCAGAGGCCGAACUCGAACAAGGCGGGCGACCCGUCGGGUGCGGUGGGGUGGACGAGGUGGGGCUCGUACACACACGGAUACCAACUCACCUCGCCACCCACACCCAUGUGCCUGCCAUGCCGCGGGCAGCCACACAUACAGACACACACAUGAAUUCUCCUGUCUCUGUGAAUGGAUGGAUGGCUGGAUGGCGUGCGUACCGACCUGUGGUCAAGGUGCAAGUGGACGGGCGAUUUGAUGUGAGCAUUGGUGUCGACCUGUAUGCCCUGGCCGAUGUCGCUGGUGUGUGCGGCGCCCAUCAGCUCUUUCACGCUGUAACGAGACGCAUUCAUCUGCAGCACGGGGGCUGUGGCUGCGGGCGGGGAGGUGGUGUCGCGCUGCUGCAGAGGGAAGGCCUUGAAGUGGGCCGCCUUGAUGAGGAGGCAGCUGCCGGCGGUGUGCAGGGCCGCCCACUGCACGUCACACUUGCCGCCAUGCUCGGAGGGCUUGACGUAGGGGACGUACUGCUCGUCCACUGUGCUCCGAUACACACCCUGCACACGCACACACAUCCACACACACGGAUACCACAGCAUCAUCCCAUCCACGGCACGGGCGUGGGUUGGGUACAUUGCCUCACUGCACUGACCUCGAAUGCGCUCGAUUUUCUGUCGCUGUAGUUCUCGUGCGGCCCUCUGCCUUUCCACACGAGCUGGCGGAAUGUGGGCGGCAUCAUCAUGUGCAGACCCACACGUGGCAGGGGCGGCAUGAUGGCGGCCGCCUUGGGUGUCACGCACACACGGCAUCCGAGAUGCACCGCACCAGUGGGGAAGAUCGUGUAGUGGUAGUCCACCUGCACAGAUAGAUGCAAUCAGACAGACGGUCCGGUCUGCUUGUGUCAGUCGGUGUGGGCCUCCCUCCCUCCCCAGGUGUGUGUGUGUUACCUCGAAGUAAGGAUCGACUGCGUGGUUGGGUGCGAUGGUCUGGGAGAAGGACACCUCGGCGACAGUCAUGCUGCCGCCCGCUAUAGGAUCCUCCAGUGUGCGGAUGUGCGCAUCAAAGUGCACGAUUGGCUUGUGCAGCUCGAACAGUUUGGCCUUCUCCCAACGAGACGCGUAGCUGAUGCCCUCACGACCUGGAGGUCUGAUGAAUGACACACACCACACCACACCACACGCACACGCGCAUUGUGUGUGCUCUAGGGAAUGUACUUGAUGCAGUAUUUGUUUCCCGUAUCCCUCACUUGUGUGUGGCGAUUCUCAGUAUGUUGCCCAGUCCCCUCGCCAACACCUGGCUGGCAAUGUCGAGGGCACCGCCAGCAGUCGCUCCCCCGCGAUCGUUGUCAGUCGGGGCCCGCACGAAGCACACCGACGGGCCAUGACCAUCCCAAAUGUACUCAAUCGCAAGCUCCCUGACCGCCCACAUCGUGAGUCAGGCAUACGGAACACAUGCAUCCUUUUGUCCCGCCCUCCCCAUGCCAUGCCUACCUGGAAGGCUUCCUCGUGAGGUCACCCCACUCCUGGUGUGACCGUGGAAUGGCCACCCAUGAGAUGAGGCCCCCCAGUCGGCUCCGGUCGAAGGCCAGCUUGAAGUCACCUCCACGCACAGCCACGUAGUCACCGCAGUCCUCUAUCGUCAGCUCUCUGUCGGCAUCAGCAUCAGCAGCAGCACCAACAGCGGGCGGGGCGCGCAGGAGGGCGUGGGGGUCGGGGACGGCUUGAACGGCAUCGCGGAGGCUGUCAGUAAGAGUCAGGCGCUCGGUCGCCACCACAUGGCUGCACCAUGCCAGCAGAGACACACAGCGUUCGUUAUGUGGUGCCGCUUGUCUGUCCCGUGCCGGCGUACCCUGCAUCGGCCCAUUUGGUCGUCUUGGUGAGGAUGGCCCUCAGAGUGAGCCACACGUCAGGCAUGCAGCCCCCCUUGCCUCUGGGCGGCAUCCUGCCCUCGAUCGUGACCUCCUCGCAUGCACCAGCCUCGACCGCCGGGUACUCGACUGCCCGGCUGUCGUAGAAGUCGAAUGCGGUGUCCGUGCUGAAUGCAGCCUCCAAGUGGAUCAUGUCUUGUGUGACGCUCUGGUGGAUGUGUCGGUUGGUCACGCGGAUCGUGACGGUGACCAUGCCGCCACGACCCUGUAGACCUGCCUUGGCACUGAGGAGGUGGAAAGCCAAAGGCUGGUAGAAGUACUUGACCUCGUGCAUGCAGGGCUUGAUGGUGCGGUCGGGCAGCACAAGGCCGUUGAUGUUGAAGUUGGCAUCGUUGAUGGUGUCGCCGAAGUCGCCGCCAUAGGCCCAGCACUCGAUCUUGUUGAAGGUCUUGGGGACGCCCUGGUCGACCCAGUCCCAUAUGAAGCCGCCCUGCAGGUUUGCGUGGCGGCUGAAGACCUCCCAGUAGUCCCUGAAGCUGCCGUUGGAGUUGCCCAUGGCGUGCUGGUACUCGCACAGGAUCAUCGGACGCCUGUCUGCCUGCUGCUUGCCGUACUGCUCCACCACCUCGACAGGCGGAUACAUGGGGCACUUGAUGUCCGACACCUCUACGGGCGACCCGUCACACUCAUACUGCACCGGCCGGGUGGGGUCGUAUCGCUUCAGCCACCGGUAAGCCGCCCGCACGUUUGGCCCGGUGCCGGCCUCGUUGCCGAGCGACCAUACGAUAAUGGACGGAUGGUUCUUGUCCCGCUGGGCCAUGCGGGUGACUCGAGCCAGCCACUGGUUGCGGUACUCGGGGUCUGACGCCAGGCGGCCGAAGGGAAUUUCACUCUGGUUGAAGAGAAUGUACCUGUGGGAGACAGACGGGGAGGGGCGAUUGUGGCGUGCGGUGUGUGUACGCGUGGGUGUUACUUGGCGAUGGGCGAGUAGCCAGUGGGCGUGUCGCCAUGGCACUCAAUGUUGGCCUCGUCGACAACUGAUCACACGUGCAGUGCACACAGGCAGGCGGAUAAGGCAUUGCAAUGGGGAGGCAUAUGAUGUAUGUGUGUGUUGUGGUCGUCUGACCGAAGAGGCCGAGUUCGUCGCACAUGUCGUAGAGGAAGGGUGCGUUGGGGUAGUGCGACGUCCGGACGGCAUUGAUGUUGUGCUGCUUCAUCAGACGCAAAUCGUCCCACGCCGACUGAAGCGACACCGCCUUGCCUGAGCCACAGGACACACAUCAAGACGCCACGCUCAUCCAGCCCUUGUCAUCCCAUGGUCUGGUUGCUCUCUGCACCUGCUUUUGGGUCAUGCUCAUGUCGGUUGACGCCCCUGACGACAAUCGGCCGGCCGUUGACCAUCAGCUGGCUGUCGCAUAUCUCCACCGUGCGGAAGCCGACCCUCACGCCCUCCCACUGCAACGCCUCAUGCUGGCCCCCCUCCACCAGACCGAUUGUCAGGAAAUACAAACUGGGCGUCUCGGCGGUCCAGGGCCGGACAGACGGCACACGAACCGUCCAUUCGACACAUGCGCCAUGCUCCUGGUCCCUGAUUGUCUCGGCCAGGAGGGGGGUCUCUUCGCGGCGCGUGGAUGUUGGUGCAUCGGGUGCUGUCCGUUGACCGCUUGUGACGUUCUCUGUGUGCUCGAAAAUCGGCGACAUGGCCUGGUUGACACAUGACGAUCAGAUCUCUGUGGACGGAGCAAGAUGCUAGCGGCGUGUGUGGUGAUUUACCGGCAAUCGGAUGUCUUGUGGAGUCGACGGGUCCAUGGUGAGGCCCUCCCAAUCGUAGAGGCGGAACUGGACAGAGUAGCUCCUGCCGUCCUCGAGGCCGGCAAGCUGCACACGAGCCUUCAAUAUGCCAUCCCUGCACACACACGCAUAUAUAUGUACACGUACGCCCUUGCUGUUCGUUCCUCUUUGCUGUCUUACUGGUAUUUGUUGUCAAGCGUGGCCUGCACGCCGUAGUCGCUGAUGGCCGUGACGGGUGCCGCGAAAAGCUCAACGUCUCUGAAUAUCCCCGACGUCCACCAGUGGUCCUGAUCUUCGAUGUAGCUGCCGUCAGAGAACCGCAUGACCUGCACUGCGAUCGUGUUGGUGGCGUCGUCUCCAAGCCUCACCAGAGCCGUGACGUCGAACUCGCUGGGCAUGAAGGAGUCCUGCGCAUAGCCCACCGGCUGGCCAUUGACCCACACGUAGUAGGCCGACGACACGCCGCCAAAGGUGAGGAGGAUGCGGCGGCCGGCCCAGGAUGACGGCAGAGAGAAGUCCCUGAGGUAGCAGCCUGUUGGGUUGUCGCUCGCCGGCACGUAUGGAGGGUUGCACACAAACGGAUACCUACAAGAACCACGAGCAGAGAGAGGAAAUGGCACACAUCUAUGGUUGGGCCCUCCGGCUGGCGUUGCCCCCUUCCGCCCUGCCUCACUUGACGUUGGUGUAGAUGAGGUGUGAGUAUCCCUCGAAUUCCCAGUUGGAUGGCACGUUGAUGCGGUCCCAGUCCCUCUCACUCCCGGCACGCUUGUAGAACUCACGCCAAUCCACAUUGCCUGCCAGCGCGGUGGGCGACGGAAACAGUUUGAACCGCCACUGGCCGUUCAGACACUUGGUCUGCUGCGGCCUGGCGCCCUCCUCAGGCAUGGACCGUCGUGGGUGGUAGGUCUUGAGGGCCAUUGCAGCCGACUCAGAGGGAUGGUAGGAGAGGGGGCUGUGCAUGGGCAGCCGAUUCUUGCCAUAAACCUGAGUGAGGACCAGAACACGCGCAGGCAGUCCAGAGACUAUGCAGCUCACCCUCUCAGACUGUGAUCCUCCAGCAUCUGGGUGUACCUGUGGGUUCUGCCAGUCCUUCUUGCGCCUCGCGUCCGUCAUGACGACACCCAAGAGAUAGCAGACAGCAGCGGCCGCAAGCUUCACCCACAAAGGCAUGUGCAGCCCGAUCACGAGCAUCACACAGCUCACUGCAGCGGAAUGGAAAACAGCCCGUCUGAAGCACUGCCAGUGCCUCCCCGUGGACAGCACAAGCCACUGAAGGUCCUCAAAGUAGCGGACUUGCCACACGAGCGCCAGCCAGGCAGUAAAGGCCGCCAGCGACCACAGGGGGUACUGCAGGAUGGCAGAUCCCAUCGCCAAGCUGGCCACUGCGCAGAACCAUGGCGAUAGCAAGAUGGGCGAGAAUGCCGUUCGGCUGCAGCCCAUCCUGCCGCUCUGGCGCUGACACUCGCGAGACGGCGAGUCGGUUGUUGCUGUUUCAGGCGACGAUGGGCUCCCGGUUGCUUGCUUGCUUUCGACGAGCAGUUCCCUCAGCUCCUCACUCCUCCCGGUAGGAGAGGAAGAUUCGAGCAUUCGAU